Messenger RNA from Maniola jurtina (meadow brown), 3350 nucleotides. It is a transcript of the gene Slh, whose product is annotated as protein sly1 homolog. The transcript has 11 exons. Gene Ontology annotation, biological process: intracellular protein transport; endoplasmic reticulum to Golgi vesicle-mediated transport. Gene Ontology annotation, cellular component: cytosol; Golgi membrane. The record is from RefSeq and is a predicted model, not a curated record. NCBI's taxonomy places the organism in Eukaryota, Metazoa, Arthropoda, Insecta, Lepidoptera, Nymphalidae. Gene Ontology annotation, molecular function: syntaxin binding. Bases 177 to 2045 code for a protein of 622 amino acids.
GGUCAAUUUGACAAUUUGACAUUUCAAAAAUGUAUGAGAAAUCAGCAAAAGGGAUUUGUAAUUUAUUUUAGCCCCAAUUAAAAUAUGUAUUAAAUGAAACAUUGGUACCUAGUUAAAAAGAUUGUUUGGAAAUAUUAUAGUUUGUUAUUUGAUGGCAGAGUAUUGGAUCAGGCACAAUGACAUCUUUACGGGAACGCCAACUCAAUGCUUUGAAACAGAUGCUCAAUCUAAAUCAGCCUUUAACAAAAGCUGUAGCGAAUGAACCAUCAUGGAAAGUUCUAAUUUAUGACAGAGUAGGUCAAGACAUAAUUUCCCCGCUGGUAUCUGUAAAGGAACUGAGGGAAUUAGGUGUCACUUUGCAUGUCCAACUACACUCAGACAGAGACUCCAUACCUGAAGUUCCCGCAGUAUAUUUUUGUACUCCAUCAGAAGAGAACCUGGGAAGAAUAUGCCAAGACCUUGACAAUGGUCUCUAUGACCAGUACCACUUGAACUUCAUAUCACCUAUAACUCGACAGAAGUUGGAGGAUCUAGCAGCUUCUUCUAUACAGUCUAACUCUGUUAUGAGCAUACACAAAAUAUAUGAUCAAUAUUUGAAUUUUAUAUGUUUAGAAGAUGACUUAUUUAUAAUGAAACAUCAGAAAUCAGAUUCCUUGUCCUAUUAUGCAAUCAAUAAAGGAGACACAAAAGAUACAGAAAUGGAAGCUAUUAUGGAUGAAAUUGUUGAGAGUUUGUUUUCAGUAUUUGUUACACUUGGUAAUGUCCCUAUAAUUAGAUGUAGCAAAGGAAAUGCAGCGGAAAUGGUAGCGAAAAAGUUAGACAAAAAGUUGCGCGAGAACCUCUGGGAUGCCCGAAAUAAUUUAUUCCACGGACAAUCGGGCACCUUCAGUUUCACUCGCCCAAUGCUCAUACUGCUGGACAGAAAUAUUGACAUGGCCACACCGCUGCAUCACACUUGGACCUAUCAGGCCUUGGCUCAUGAUGUAUUGGACUUAUCCCUAAACAGAGCAGUGGUACCAGAAAGUUCUGGACCAGCAAUACCGGGGCAGAAAACCAAAACCAGGACUUGUGAUUUGGACUCCAGGGAUCCGCUGUGGUCAGAACACAAAGGAAGCCCAUUCCCCACUGUCGCUGAGGCUAUACAGGAAGAUCUAGACAAAUACCGGAGUUCAGAAGCAGAAGUGAAGAAAUUGAAAAGUUCGAUGGGCUUGGACGCGGACAGCGACCUCGCACUCAGCCUGGUGAGCGACAACACGCAGCGACUGACCAGUGCCGUCAACUCGCUGCCACAACUCAUGGAGAAGAAGCGCCUUAUUGACAUGCACACCACUAUUGCUACUGCUAUUCUCAACGCAAUCAAAUCAAGACGACUGGAUUCAUUUUUUGAACUGGAAGAAAAAAUAAUGAGCAAAAGCAGUGGGAUAGAAAGCAAAGCGGUGAUGGACCUAAUAACAGACACUAGUGCGGGCACCGAAGAAGACAAGAUGCGUUUAUUUAUCAUCUAUUAUCUGUGCACGUCACAAAUAACUGAUGAGGAGUAUAAGAAGUUUGAGUCUGCUCUAGUGGCUGCGAACUGUGACGUCAAACCACUGAUAUACAUGAAGAGGUGGAAAGCAUUCACGAAAAUGUCAAGUCAAGGUCAAUACGAAGGUGGUGGGACCAAAACAGUUUCUAUGUUUUCGAAGCUAGUCUCUCAAGGUUCGUCAUUUGUUAUGGAAGGAGUCAAGAACUUAGUGGUUAAGAAACAUAAACUGCCAGUGAGCAGGGCGGUGGAGGCGGCGCUGUCGGGCGCGGAGGGCGAGCUGGCGUGGCUGGACCCGCGCGCCGCGCGCACGGACGCCGCGCGCCGCCACCCGCCGCCCACCGACGCCGUGGUGUUCCUCGUGGGCGGCGGCAGCUACAUCGAGUACCACAACCUGAUGGACUUCGCCAAGCAACAAGCAGCAAGUGGUACUUCGAGGAAAAUCAUUUAUGGUGCGACCACACUGCCGAAUGCGGCGCAGUUUCUGAAGCAACUGUCUCUACUAGGCGAGGAACUGCAGUGAACAUUCCUGUUUGUUAAUAAAAUUAUGUAAAAUAAUAUAUUAUAUACUUACUAUGUAACAUCGUUUUGUUUUCUUUUAGCAAUGAAACUGGCAUUUAAAUAAAACGCUAGGCUCAACAAGUUGGCAUUUUAUUUACAAUGACAUUGAAAAUAGAGCUAACAUCUAAUAUCUACUAAUAAAUUUUGAUUGUUUAGAACAAGAAGUAUAAAAUCUAAAUCACAAGAUUACGAUUUCAGUAGUAUCAGAUCAGAUCUAUGUAAAAUUAACAAAAUAAAAAUAUCCUUUGUCAUCGUUUCAGUAAGUAAAUUCUUCCGAAUAGGGCAAAAUUAAUUUCACAACCCAACAUAAUACAAACAAAUUCGAUAUUUUUUUGUUACAUAAAAGAAAACUUGUCGAUAUUUUUAAAAUUUUAUCCCAUCCCUUAAAACUAUUGUGCUAAUUUAAAAAAAUUAACUUGUGUUGCAUUAAAAACACAUUAAGUAAUAACCCUCGAAAAAUAGUAGAUGUGUUAGGUAUGUUCUUAUUUAUUAUUUUUUAAGAAAUCAAGAAGUACUUACAUGGUUUAUUCGACAAGGAACUUGUAUGUAUUACAAUAGAGCAUCUAUUAGCACUGCAUGAAUUGCUGGCGUGUAAGUAAUAUAUAGGUAAAUAAUCUCCGUUUUUUAAACUCUAAUAAAUAUAAGAACUCUUAUGUUUAAAAUACACCAUGUAUCACUGAUUAUGAUAUGGUUUGGCACAGUGAAAAAUUAAAUAAAAGUGAUACGCAACUAAAAGAGAGCAAGUGUGAAAAUCAAUAUAACCUACUUAAAAAGUGGACAACCCACGUGCUUCAUAGAGGUGAACCCAUGUUGUAAAUACCACGUCUGCUCCCACUGUGUGGGUCACGGCUUAAACAAUUUUAAAUGAAUUUUCUGAAGUGAUAAGUAGUUCUUGAAAGAUUAUAAGGUAAUUUAUGACCAAGAAGUUAAACAUGAGAAAACUUUAAAACUACGGGACCCCUAGACAGCGUAAACAUAUACAAAAACUAUGUAUUUAAUACGAAUAGGUAGGUACACUAUUUUGUCAUGACUUUACAGUAUGAGAACUGUGAACGUGUAUUGGAUUGUAUUUGGCUGUUUUAAGACCAAAAUUAUUUAAAUACUGAAAUUAAGGCAAAAUUCUAGGCUUUAUGUUAUGAAAGAGGCUAAAUUAAAACUUUAAAAUACAUAGACGCCUAAAACUUUACCUAGUUUGUUUUAUUUAUAAGGUAGAAGACUGCGGUAUGUGAUCGCGACGUGCGACAGAGACAUUUGUCGCUCGAUUAUC